This is a messenger RNA of Echinops telfairi (small Madagascar hedgehog), 1451 nucleotides long. It is a transcript of the gene CHRM1, whose product is annotated as cholinergic receptor muscarinic 1. The transcript has 4 exons. Gene Ontology annotation, molecular function: G protein-coupled acetylcholine receptor activity; G protein-coupled serotonin receptor activity. Lineage: Eukaryota; Metazoa; Chordata; Mammalia; Afrosoricida; Tenrecidae. Gene Ontology annotation, cellular component: synapse; plasma membrane; dendrite. Bases 597 to 1451 code for a protein of 284 amino acids. Gene Ontology annotation, biological process: chemical synaptic transmission; G protein-coupled receptor signaling pathway, coupled to cyclic nucleotide second messenger; adenylate cyclase-inhibiting G protein-coupled acetylcholine receptor signaling pathway. The record is from RefSeq and is a predicted model, not a curated record.
UACAGUGGGUGUGGGUGUUUGUCUCCCAGUAUCCGCUUUCUCUCCUGUCCUGGACUUUCAGCCUUCCUGGGUUCGCCUUCCUCCUGUCCUGCCCCCUCCCUCUCAGGCCUCAAAUUGGGUGCCCUGGUGGAGGAGGGGGCACACUCCAGGACCCAGUCCAACCCCAGACACCCGCCUGAGGCUUCCCCCCUGCUCCCCCGCCCUUCCUCUCCUGCCUUUUCUCCCUCCCUCUCCUUCCCUUCCUCCCUCCCCCCCCCACCAGGCUGGCGUGCCAGGGGGUGGGACAUGCCAAUCACUGGCUGUGCCUCUCCUGCUGCCAGCACAGGGCACAGCUCCCCCCGGGAGCCAGGUGUUUGGGUCCCUGGAGACGCAGCCGGCCCCCAGGGAGGCAGUGGAGCUGAGGACCCCAACAGACCCUCUCCAGGCCCAUGGCACGCUGAAUCCCACCACCCCCAGCGACCUCCGGUACCCCCAGGAUGGACUGAACCAGGCUGCUGGCCAGACGGACGCGCCGGAUGCCAAGGUGAUGCCCUCCCGCUGAGGAAGCCCUGCAGGCACCUCGAGGAAGGGACCCCACCCCUGCCCACUCAACCACCAUGAAUACCUCCGUCCCGCCCGCCGUCAGCCCCAACAUCACCAUCCUGGCCCCGGGAAAGGGUCCCUGGCAAAUGGCCUUCCUUGGCAUCACCACGGGCCUCUUGUCCCUGGCCACGGUGACGGGCAACCUGUUGGUGCUCAUCUCCUUCAAGGUCAACACGGAGCUCAAGACGGUCAACAACUACUUCCUGCUGAGCCUGGCCUGCGCUGACCUCAUCAUCGGCACCUUCUCUAUGAACCUGUACACCACCUACCUGCUCAUGGGCCACUGGGCGCUGGGCACGCUGGCCUGCGACCUCUGGCUGGCCCUGGACUACGUGGCCAGCAAUGCCUCGGUCAUGAACCUGCUGCUCAUCAGCUUCGACCGCUACUUCUCCGUGACCCGGCCGCUGAGCUACCGAGCCAAGCGCACGCCCCGCAGGGCGGCCCUCAUGAUCGGCCUGGCCUGGCUGGUCUCCUUCGUCCUCUGGGCCCCCGCCAUCCUCUUCUGGCAGUACCUGGUCGGGGAGCGGACGGUGAAGGCCGGGCAGUGCUACAUCCAGUUCCUCUCCCAGCCCAUCAUUACCUUUGGCACGGCCAUGGCCGCCUUCUACCUCCCAGUCACGGUCAUGUGCACGCUCUACUGGCGCAUCUACCGCGAGACGGAGAACCGGGCUCGGGAGCUGGCCGCCCUGCAGGGCUCCGAGACGCCGGGCAAGGGGGGCGGCAGCAGCAGCACAUCCCGACCACUGCCCCCGGAUCAUCCCUGUGUGCGCCACCCCAAAGGCAAUAUGUCCACGCAUCCGCAGGACAGUGACGCCAGGGGGACCAGGCAUCCUGACCCCUCCACCGAGUCCUUUCCCCGGCAGCAGUGA